Plectropomus leopardus (leopard coralgrouper) is the source of this 5375-nucleotide messenger RNA. It is a transcript of the gene adam10a, whose product is annotated as ADAM metallopeptidase domain 10a. Gene Ontology annotation, biological process: membrane protein ectodomain proteolysis; Notch signaling pathway. Lineage: Eukaryota; Metazoa; Chordata; Actinopteri; Perciformes; Serranidae. Gene Ontology annotation, cellular component: synaptic membrane; plasma membrane. The record is from RefSeq and is a predicted model, not a curated record. Gene Ontology annotation, molecular function: metalloendopeptidase activity involved in amyloid precursor protein catabolic process.
AGAGACAGGCAGAGCCGGUGUUUGUGAUGCUGGCUAACCAGGAAGGGCGACUAUACCUUUAAGUGAAAGAAAACGAAACAAGAAGCAGUCAGCGGUAUCGCUGGAUCGCUUAGCUACUUAACUGGGUUUACAGGGUAUUUCGAUAUGAUAUUUGUCAAACUAAUUCUCUUGUUUUGCUGCCUACAAGACAUUACAGGUCAGUUUGGGAAGCCCUUGGACAAAUAUAUUAGCCACUAUGAGGGUUUAUCAUAUGACACAGAGGCCCUGCACAACAGUCACCAGAGAGCCAAGAGGGCACUCUCUCCUCAAGACAGGACCGUGCACCUGGAGUUCCACGCUCACGGGAGGCAUUUUAACCUACGAAUGAAGAGAGAAACAAGUUUAUUUUCCCCAGAUCUCGUCAUUGAGGUAUCAGGAGACGAGACACCCGUUGAUACGUCACAUAUUUACAGUGGAGAAAUCUUUGGGGAAAAGGGCACUCUGACCCAUGGCUCUGUGGUCGAUGGGCGCUUUGAGGGCUUCAUUAAAACCCACCAAGGGACAUACUACGUUGAACCCUCGGAGAGGUACCUAAAGGACAAGGAUGUGCCCUUCCACUCAGUCAUCUACCAUGAGGAUGACAUCAAUUAUCCUCAUAAGUAUGGCUCAGUGGGCGGCUGCGCUGACCACACAGUGUAUGACAGGAUGAGGAAGUUCCAGGCAUCUGCAGUAGAGGAGCCGGUCAAAGAGGGGAGCAGUGUGUCAGAGGAUGUGAACUCCCAUGGUCCUGUUAUUCUGAGGAAAAAGAGGGCGGCGGCGAGAGAGAAAAACACGUGCCAGCUCUUCAUCCAGACUGACCACCUCUUCUUCAAAUACUACGGCACAAGAGAAGCAGUCAUUGCCCAGAUCUCCAGCCAUGUUAAGGCCAUUGACUCCAUUUAUCAGGCCACAGACUUCCUGGGCAUCCGAAACAUCAGCUUCAUGGUUAAAAGGAUCAAGGUAAAUACAACAGACGAUGAAAGAGACAAAAGCAAUCCUUUCCGCUUUGCCAACAUUGGAGUGGAGAAGUUUUUGGAGCUGAACUCUGAGCAGAACCACGAUGACUACUGCCUGGCCUACGUCUUCUCUGACAGGGACUUUGAUGACGGGGUUCUUGGCUUGGCUUGGGUCGGGGCUCCUUCAGGAAGCUCUGGAGGCAUCUGUGAAAAGAGCAAACUGUACUCUGACGGCAAGAGGAAGUCUCUGAACACUGGUAUCAUCACUGUGCAGAACUACGCCUCCCACGUCCCUCCCAAGGUGUCACACAUUACCUUCGCUCAUGAGGUUGGACACAACUUUGGCUCUCCUCACGACUCUGGGAUCGAAUGCACCCCUGGAGAGUCUAAGCUGCAAGACAAAAAGGAGCAGGGCAACUACAUCAUGUAUGCCAGAGCCACAUCGGGGGACAAGUUCAACAAUAACAAGUUUUCUAUCUGCAGCAUCCGCAAUAUCAGCGCUGUUCUCACAAAGAAGAGAGACGACUGUUUUGUUGAGUCUGGCCAGCCUAUCUGUGGUAAUGGACUAGUGGAAGAUGGAGAAGAGUGUGACUGCGGCUACAGUGAUCAGUGUGCAGACCCCUGCUGCUAUAGCGCCAAUGAAGGCGAGGGCAAAAAGUGCAAACUCCAGCCUGGUAAAAUCUGCAGUCCAAGCCAAGGCCCAUGUUGCACAGCACAGUGUACUUUCAAGGGCACAGAUGCAAAGUGCAGAAUGGAGUCUGAGUGCGCCCAAGUGGGCAUGUGCAACGGAGGCACUGCUCUGUGUCCUGCCUCAGAACCAAAGGCAAACUUCACCUCUUGCCACUCAGAAACACAAGUCUGCCUCAACGGGGUAUGCUCUGGUUCCAUUUGUGCAAAGUACGGUCUGGAGGUUUGCACCUGUGCCAGCCAAGAUGAAAAGGAUGAAGCAGCAGAGCUUUGUCACGUGUGCUGCAUGGAGAAAAUGAAGCCCAACACCUGCAGCAGCACAGGCUCAGAUAAAUGGGCCCAAUUUUUCAACAGGAAGAUCACUACACUGCAGCCCGGCUCACCCUGCAAUGACUUCAAGGGCUACUGUGACGUGUUCAUGAGGUGUCGUCUGGUGGACGCCGACGGGCCCCUGGCAAGGCUGAAGAAAGCUAUCUUUAAUGCAGAACUCUAUGAGAAUAUUGCAGAAUGGAUAGUGGCUCACUGGUGGGCAGUGCUGUUGAUGGGCAUCGCUCUCAUUAUGCUAAUGGCUGGCUUCAUCAAGAUCUGCAGCGUCCACACCCCCAGCAGCAACCCCAAACUGCCCCCACCAAAGCCUCUGCCAGGUACACUGAGGAGAAGGCAGCAGCACGCAAACCAACAGGCACAGGGCCACCGUCACCCCCGUCAGCACAGAGAGAACUAUCAGAUGGGACAGAUGAGACGCUGAGACUCGGACGCUCUUUGCCUUGGUUCUUUCCUAGUGCCUAAAAUGGGAGCACUUCUCUCCAAAGAGUUACCUUUACCACCUAUUGCAAAAUUCAAAGAACUUGCAACUGGAUUGAUUUCACUGGACAAAGCCCAAAAUGUUUUUUGGGAGGCCUAACAAACUCAUUCAGCAUCUCUGGUCUGAGAGCCAGAUUAGCAGUGGUUCACACAGCUUUUAUAGGAAAUAACUUUUCCAAGGAAAGACAGGAGGAGAAAUUCACUGAUCUGUCGAUGUGUGGUCUUAAUCUUUGAAUGCUUUUUUUCUUUUUUACCAGAAUGGAGGAGAGAGAAGCAGCUUUGUGUUAGAGUCGCCCUCUUCUGUCCUUCAUCUGUGCUGACCUUUUUCUUUUCCCGUUCUUCCUCCCUGAAGUGCUGCCAUCAUCAGUACGAUAGCAGGACUGCAAGUCACAUCGGUAUUUACUGCCAAUCAAAAACAGCACUUAGUUGGUGGAAAAGUCUUUUUUUUGGCCAAUGUAGUUCGAUUGUUUAUCAUCAAAACACCAUCAAAAACUUUUUCUUUCUGAAACAUACGUAUUCUUUCAGUGUGCAAUUAUACAGAUGUUGCAGUAGGUUUUUUUUUCCUGUUUCAAAUGAAAUUGAUUUUCUUUAUGAUGAAGAUUAUUUACUGUUUUAAUUCACUUUCUCAGGAUUAAUAAAACAACAGCAAACAAGUGUAUUGAGCGGGGAAAGAUGGCUGCAUGCGUAUAUCAGGGCAAAGUCCCUCCUGGCUGAAGCCUGUGCAGAAGGACUCAGCUGCUGUGGGAUGUAGAGGAUGGACUGUAUGAGAAGAAUGUAGAUAAAUGAGCUUAAUGGGAUUAUUGUGUAAUCUAUUAUCAGAUGUUGGAGCUGUGGAGGGGGAGUGAUUAUUUGGAUAUGUAUAUUUCUUGUUGUCGAAUGGCUUUGCAGCUGUGUUUACAUAAAGAUAUAGUCUGGGGCUGAAAUAAAUGGUGAGAGAAAAGCUUUUUAUCAACCUGAUCGUAUCACACUUUUUUCUGUCUUUGCUCUUUUCCCCCAACAUUGUGCUUUGGCAUUGAUUUGUGACUAUAACAACCACUCUUUACAGUGUGUCUCUACAUUCAGAUUUAGGAGAGUGGCAGCAAAAAGGAGAAUGUGUUCACACUUUGGACACACAGAAGCCUUCGUAUGUAAGAAGUUAUUACACAAAAGAAAGGUCCCAUUGCUAUCAUCCUGCUCAUAUUUUCACUUAUUGUUUUCUGUCCACACUGGCAGUUGUUCAAGAAAUGACUAAAUCUAUUAUACCACUCAAAAGCAGUUAGAUCCUUUCUGUCACUAGAUGAGGAACCUUUCUGGCUUCAAUGUGAUUUUACUGAUUUUACUUGCAGUUCAGAUUAUUUGUAUAUGUGGAGGUAGUGAAUCGACUGAAAAAACUAGAGCUUCUAAUUUUAUUGUUGCUUUGUUGCUGCUGUUAACAGACAUUUACCUGAGUGAACAAUCACGAUGUGUCAGCCACCCAGUGCAGUUCUGUCCCUUUCUUUUCUCACUGAUGUUUUAUGAGAUUUUCUCAAGGACCUUUGUUACCCUUGUUAAACCUGCUUGGUUUGUGUAAUUGCAUUAAAAUGUGCCUACUCAGAGCAGUGCGACUGAAGGUGGAGUCAGUGAUGUUUACCCAGGCAGAAACCAUUCGAGAUUCAAUAUUUAAUUGCCGUAUCAACAUGGUUGAUUGGGAUUUGUCUUAGUGAGCUCACUUAAACAUAGACAAAGAAAGACAAAAUAGUAAAACCAUGCAUGAGCUGGCAGUUUAUCCAAACAGUUAUUAGUCUGGAUGGCUGAAACUGAAAGCUGAAAUGUUUUGGAAAUGAUGUGGUUUAGUGCUUGUCAAGUGAUGAUUUAUAUACAUUGGGCAACACAUGAAAAUCAAAUGUUACAAACACAAGUUGUUGAAUUAUAAUCCACUAUUAGGGCCUGAUUUUUAAGAGAUUAGAUUAGUAUUUACCUUGUGUUAAUGUCCAACUCUGAUUUGGCUCAAUUUGAGUUUUCAGUUGUCCCUAAACACUUGGGUCAACUUCACUGACAGAUGGAUGACUGUGCAGAGUACUCCCAGUAGACUUACUGGCAGAUUAUAAAAAAAAAUAUAUAUAUAUAUAUAAGUAUAGUUUCUUAGAAUUAUUUCAGGAGGGAAAAACUUGCAACAAAUACUUACUCUUGCAAAAGAGUUGUACGGACCGCAGCUGCAGCUCAGCAUUGUUUUCUGUGCAGUGUGUCAGGAUGUUAUCGAUCGGACUGAUUCUAUGCAGAAUAUCACAGAGCUCAACAGCAAACAAGUUAGCCUCUUCACAGAGAAAUGCCUUCAAUGUUUUCUCCUAAAUGAGUGCAUGGAAUAUUCAAUUGUGUUUUCAUAACAAAAUAGUUACUCAUGUCUAUGUGCUGCAGCGAAGUUUCUGAAAAUGCAAUCGUCUGUUGCUUGUUUUACUGAUUUUGUUUGUCUUUCUGGUGCUACUGAUAGUGCUUUUUCUUGGGUCUGAAUUUAAAGUAUAUUUUUCAUUAUUGAAUUUCAAAGCUUUGUGAGUGUGUUUGUGUGAGAGUGUAUGAGAGAGCUGCUUUGCUGAAUCAUCCUUUUGUUUAUAUGGUAAGGUGUGGACAAUACUGGGUGUUGGGAGAUAAUACUCUGGGAAAUUUUUUUUUCUGUCUUUGACAUGUGUUGCUAUGAUGUUGAGAUGUGCACUGAAGUGUAAGUGAUGUAAACAGAGAAUCCAAAAUGCUAUAGAUUUAGUACUACUGUCUGAUUUUAAUGUCGCCUGUGUUUUAUACAGCGUCUUCAAUUGUAUUUUUUAAUUAACAGUUUUUUUCUGUUUCCUAUUCUGCUUACUUUGAGAAUUUUACUAAAUUUGCAAAGUUAUUGUACAAAACUAUAAUUUCUUUUGAACUACUUGAAAUGCAUAAAUAAACCAGAGUUGAUCAAAUGUUUUA